Anarrhichthys ocellatus (wolf-eel) is the source of this 2237-nucleotide messenger RNA. It is a transcript of the gene rag2, whose product is annotated as recombination activating gene 2. Gene Ontology annotation, biological process: V(D)J recombination. The transcript is spliced from 2 exons. NCBI's taxonomy places the organism in Eukaryota, Metazoa, Chordata, Actinopteri, Perciformes, Anarhichadidae. The record is from RefSeq and is a predicted model, not a curated record. Gene Ontology annotation, cellular component: DNA recombinase complex; nucleus. Gene Ontology annotation, molecular function: protein binding; sequence-specific DNA binding. Bases 139 to 1740 code for a protein of 533 amino acids.
CUUCACAAGCUCUCUCCCCGUCUGUCUUUGUCAAAGUUAGGCUAAGAGCCUUAGGUUCAUCUUUGUGAUUGUAAGAUCCACACUAAAGUGAGCUCAAGCACGGCAACCAGGCCCUGGCUGUAAGACAGCUGCCGGAAAAUGACCCUGCAAUCAUUAACUCCAGUGAACUGUGGAGGCCUUCUGCAGCCCGGCUUCUCUCUGCUGCAGCUGGAUGGGGAACUUCUCCUGUUUGGCCAGAAAGGUUGGCCCAAGCGCUCGUGUCCAACUGGAGUGUUUGGCGUUCGGUUUAAAAGUGGUGAGAUGAAGUUAAGGGCCAUCUCUUUCUCCAAUGACUCAUGCUACCUUCCUCCAUUACGUUGCCCAGCUGUUUGCCGCCUCGACCCCUAUGACGGGCUUCCAGAGAGUUAUCUCAUCCACGGUGGCCGAACCCCAAAUAACGAGAUCUCGUCAAGCCUGUACAUGCUGACCACAGACAGCCGUGGCUGCAAUCGUAAACUGACCCUGUGCUGUAAAGAGAGAGAACUGGUGGGAGAAGUGCCAGGGGCCAGAUACGGACACACAAUGAGCAUUGUUCAAAGCCGUGGGAAGACAGCUUGUGUAUUGUUUGGUGGCAGAUCCUACAUGCCGGCAGGAGAGCGGACCACAGAGAGCUGGAACAGUGUCGUCGACUGUCCUCCUCAGGUGUUCCUGUUUGACUUGGAGUUUGGUUGCUCCUCUGCUCACACUCUACCUGAGCUCAGCGACGGACAGUCUUUCCAUUUGGCCCUUGCCAGAGAAGACUGUGUCUACUUCCUUGGGGGUCACUCCCUCACCUCUGACUCUCGCCCUCCUCGACUAUUCCGUCUACGUGUAGAGCUUCUGCAGGGCAGCCCCUUGCUUUCCUGUGACACUCUUGAAACGGGCAUAUCCAUCUCUAGUGCCAUGAUCACCCGUACAGGUCCCACUCAUAGAUAUAUCAUAUUAGGUGGGUAUAAGUCAGACUCCCAGAAGAGGAUGGAUUGCAGCACUGUCAUUGUCAAUGAGAAAGGGAUCCACUUAGAGCCUUUAGAAUCACCUCAGUGGACCCCUGACAUCACUCAUAGUCGCACUUGGUUUGGCAGCAGUGCUGGGGAGGGAAUCGUCCUACUUGCUGUGCCCACUGAGGGAAGGCCAUCCCAAGUGGAUAUGCAUUACUUCUAUCAGGUGAGCUUCCAGACAGCGGGAGAAGCCAGAGAGGAAGAAGGAACCCAGGGCUGCAGCCAGGAGUCAACCGAUUACGACGACUCCACUCCUCUCGAAGACUCUGAGGAGCUCUACUUCGGUCGUGAUCCACAUGAGCUGGAGGACAUUGAUGAUGGAAAAAGUGAUAAUUACAAUGAGGAGGAUGAGGAGGACGAAUCACAAACAGGUUACUGGAUCAAAUGUAGUCUGGGCUGUCAGGUGGACCCCAACACUUGGGAGCCCUACUACUCCACUGAGCUUCACCGGCCAGCCAUGAUCUUCUGCUCCAGAGGGGAGGGGGGACACUGGGUCCAUGCCCAGUGCAUGGAGCUGUCUGAGACCCUGCUGCUCAGGCUCUCUCAGGCCAGCAAAAGGUACUUCUGCCUGGACCACGGAGGCGUGCCCCACCAGGAGAUGACCCCACCUCGACAGGUCGAGGCUCUGAAGCGUACCCCCAUGAAAGUUAAGGACAGAAAAACCCCUCCGACAAUUAAGAUGUCCCCUGCCAAAAAAAGCUUUUUCAGAAGGCUUUUUGACUGACAUAUCAAAUGAAAUAAACAUAACAUAACAUAACUCCAGUUUAGGAUGUGUGCAGAUGGUCACUGGAACGCUGGGUAUAAUUAGGAUGUUUCUUGUUGAUAUUCAGUGAAUAAACGAUUGAUGAACGAAAACAUAAUACGCUGAUCUGUUCUCAAUGUGAAACAUUUUGUGAAGAAAAUAAUAAUAAUAUUGCAACCUGAUGUCUCCUGACUAACAGAUGUAUGUAUAAUAUCAUUACAAUUUUAUAUUGUUUGACAAAACACAAACAAACACAAUAUUUAGUAAGUCUAACUACAAUGUCUCUAGUUUAUGUUUUUACCAGCUGUACAAUAGUUCAUUAUACUUUUGUAUUCUGUUAAGCACCACAGGUUUUAUUUCCUAGCACUUUCUUCCAUGGCCAGAUGGAGCCGAAUUUGUUUAGAUUGGUGAUUAAAAUGAUGAUUACAGACUGAAAAAUACCCAAUAUGCUGAUAUAUACUCAAUAAAAAAACCAUUAA